UUUCAAGGCAGCUUUUCCCAAAAAUAGCUUUUAAAAUAUUGAAAAUGCUUGAUUUUAAGGGAUUUUUUAUAAGUUGAUAACCAUUGAAAGCACUUUUAUUACUUGUGUAUUCAGUACUAUAAAAAACAGGGAAUUUUCAAAACAGAAAUUGGGAAUUAUCAGGGAGUUGGCAACGCUGCGCUUCAGUCGUACUCGUGUGUCAUGUAACAGUUGUAGAGCGGGAAAGAUAAUAAACUAAGCCUGAGUUGCAGUGUUACACAGUGCAUUCACAGUAGUAAUCUUACUUUGGCUGGUGGGUGCAGGAUUAAGUGAAUCAUGUGGCUCCUGUUAGUAAUCCUCCUCCUUCUCACCGUCCUGUACUACAAGUGGUCCAGGAAGGAGUUUAGUCUCCUGCCUUCUCCAGGGGCUUGUCUGCCCCUGAUAGGUCACUACAAGAUAUUAACCAAUGGUUCAGAUCCAGCAAACCUCAUUUGGGAUUUAUACAGGAAAUAUUCAUCAAAUGGAAUGAUGCUUUUGAAUGUUUUUGGACUGAAUAAUGUUUUUGUUGGAGAUUUUAACGUGCUGAAGCAAAUUUACAAUGAUCCAAAUGUGCAGAACCGAGGACAUAAUGAUUAUAGAAAAUGUGGAAUGGCCAACAAAAUUUCCAUAGACCGCGGAACUAAUCCAGGACCCCUUGCUGGUGUUAUCAUGAGCCAGGGCAAAGCUUGGACAGAGCAAAGACGAACAGCACUUAAAGUUCUUCGAGACUUUGGUUUUGGCAAAUCAACCAUGGAGGAGAUGAUUCAAGACGAAGUUAAGCAGUUUAUCGCAUAUUUGAAACAGACCUCUUGUACACCUAUUGAUAUUGCAGGAAAAUUUAACUUGCCCAUUCUAAACGCCUUGUGGAAAAUCACAGUGGGUGAGAGUUUUGAGUACAGUGAUCCCAAACUGAUUGAAAUUUUGGAGAAAUUAACAGAAUUAUUACAAAAGUUUGCAAAGCCAACUGGUGUUUUUGCUAUAGUAUAUCCAUGGCUUUUCAAAAUAUUUCCAAACUUGUUUCAACGUCAACUUGACAUCGAAGUUAACCAAGCAAUUGCAAACCUAAUGCGUAAUAGUAUUGAGCAGCACAAGAAAACUCUGGAUGUUAACUCCCCUAGGGAUGUUAUUGAUACCAUGCUCAUUGAGAUACAGAACACAACAGACAAAGAGUCAAGCUUUUAUCAAGAUGUGGGGUAUAAUCACCUUGUUAACACCCUAAUAGAUCUUUUUAUUGCCGGCUCUGAAACCACAUCAACCACACUCACCUGGGCAGUCCUCUACAUGGUUAGAGAGCCAGAUAUUCAGAGAAAGGUUCAAACUGAACUUGAUACUGUAGUGGGGGGAUCAAGGUUGCCAAGUCUUGCAGAUCGACCAAAUCUACCGUACACCGAGGCUGUUCUUAUGGAGAUUCAGAGAUGUGCCAAUAUUGUGCCCAAUGGUGUACAUCACAUGUCAAACAAGCCUGUCCAUGUAAAUGGAAUGAUAAUUCCAGCCAACACUAUGAUCAGUCAAUGCUUCACUGAAAUACUUAAAGGAGAUUACUGGGGGGAUGGAAUGGUUUUUAGACCUGAAAGAUUUCUUGAUGAAUCCGGUACAGUGAAGUUUGAUGAGCAUUUUAUUCCAUUCUCUAUUGGUAAACGACGAUGUCUGGGUGAGACCUUGGCAAAGGCAGAACUUUUUCUGUUCUUUGCUAGUAUUGUUCAACAGUUUCACCUUCAACCAGAGAUCAGUGGAAAGCUUCCAACAGAGGACUGUAUCACUGGAAUUACAGUACUUCCAAAACCAUUCAAAGUUAUCUGCAAGCCUCGGUCUUUAACUUAAAGAACUUUCAAGCUAGGCACUCCUUGCACCAAUGGCACAGAUAAAAUGAUGGAUAUAACCUUGUAUUUUUGAAAAUUGAGUAUUUCCACUGUGGUUUUUCGAUAAAAUGAGUUAAAGAUUUAAAUAGAAGAGACAAGUAUGGAAUUUGACAACCUCGAAUUAACCUCAUUUCAUUUCUCGAACCUCAUUAGAUUCCUCGAACCUCAUUAGAUGUACAAAUUGUUAUGUUACAUAGCUCAUUAUAUUUAUGAAAGAAAAAUGUUUUUUCGUACACAUAGAAGAUUGUGAUCAUUAUACGUAACAAUGUUAACCUUACAAAAUAAAAAAUAUUUAGUUUUAAAACUGAAUUUGA
Molecule: messenger RNA, 2191 nt
Organism: Eurytemora carolleeae
Lineage: Eukaryota; Metazoa; Arthropoda; Copepoda; Calanoida; Temoridae
Product: cytochrome P450 2C31
Exons: 1
Coding region: 316-1839 (507 amino acids)
Biological process (GO): xenobiotic metabolic process
Cellular component (GO): intracellular membrane-bounded organelle; cytoplasm
Molecular function (GO): iron ion binding; heme binding; oxidoreductase activity, acting on paired donors, with incorporation or reduction of molecular oxygen, reduced flavin or flavoprotein as one donor, and incorporation of one atom of oxygen
Source: RefSeq, a predicted model, not a curated record